Juglans regia (Persian walnut) is the source of this 1797-nucleotide messenger RNA. RefSeq lists its product as uncharacterized. NCBI's taxonomy places the organism in Eukaryota, Viridiplantae, Streptophyta, Magnoliopsida, Fagales, Juglandaceae. Bases 92 to 1534 code for a protein of 480 amino acids. The record is from RefSeq and is a predicted model, not a curated record. The transcript is spliced from 4 exons.
GGGGAAUCGGUGCUAGGAAUGGUAGAGGAUAAAGGAAACAGUACUUUCUGGAUCAUAUGAAGAGCAGAACUUAAAAUAUAAGCUAGAUAGCAUGUCUGAUGAGAGCCCCCACAAUCCAGAAGCAGUCGAGCCCAAGGCUCGAACCGUCGGUGGCACUGAGUACAGCUGGUGCAAAGCCGUGCCCAGUGGUACCGGCAUCACAGUCCUAGCCCUCCUCCUCUCUAAGCCCCCAGAUAUCUGGACCAUCCAAACUGCCCUCCACAACCUCCAAAAUGCCCAGCCUAUCCUCCGCUCCAAGCUCCACUUCACCACCACCACCUCCACUAAAACCUUCUCCUUCCUCACUCCUCCCACCCCUCACCUCCAAAUCCGACCGUUGGAUCUCUCGUCAACGUCCCACAUCCUUCACACCCAAAACGACCACCACUGCUCCGUCAAUCCCUUCCAUCUCAUCCUCGAACACGAGCUGAACCAAAACACUUGGCAAGAUCCUGACCAUCCAUCGUACGCCGACGAGGACGUGCUCUUCGCUAGCCUGUACACACUGAGCAAAGCCCAGUGGACCCUGACGCUCAGGCUGCACACGUCGGCAUGCGACCGCACGACGGCGGUGUCAGUACUGAGGGAGCUGCUGGGGUCCGUGACGGGGUCUGGAAGAGAAGGGGAAGAUAUAGGGAGGGAAUUUGGGUACAAAGAAGAUGUUAAUUUGGGAAUCGAGGAUCUUAUCCCAGCAGGCAAAGCUAAUAAGCCCUUUUGGGCGCGGGGCGUGGACAUGCUUGGGUACUCCUUGAAUUCACUGAGGUUGGCAAAUUUGGAUUUUAGGGACGCAAAUUCGCCUAGAUAUUCUCAGGUGGUGAGGCUGCAGAUGACUGCAGUUGACACUGAGAAGCUUGUUGCAGAAUGUAAGUCAAGGGAAAUUAAACUUUGUGGAGCCUUGGCAGCGGCUGGAUUGAUUGCAGCUUAUGCUUCGAAAAACCUUCCUGAUCAUCAGAGGGAGAAGUACGCUGUGGUAACUCUCAUAGACUGCCGUUCAAUUCUUGAUCCAGUCCUUUGCAGUCAAGAUCUAGGAUUCUACCAUUCUGCCAUCCUAAAUACACAUGACAUAUCUGGUGAAGAAGAACUAUGGGAGUUGGCAAAUAGAUGCUACAUGUCCUUUGCAAAUGCUAAGAACUCCAACAAGCAUUUCUCAGACAUGUCUGACCUGAACUUCCUAAUGUGUAAGGCCAUUGAGAAUCCUGGUUUGACCCCAUCAUCAUCCUUGAGAACUGCCUUGAUCUCGGUGUUUGAGGACCCAGUUAUUGAUGAUUCUAAUGAACUGCAUCAACAGCUUGGAUUGGAGGAUUUUGUGGGAUGUGCUUCAGUACAUGGUGUCGGUCCGUCAAUUGCCAUAUUUGACACAAUAAGAAAUGGUGGUUUGGACUGUGCGUGCGUGUAUCCAGCGCCACUUCAUUCAAGGGAACAUAUGCAAGAGCUAAUUGGUCAUAUGAGGAGAAUUCUUGUGGACGGUUGUAACAAGUUGGAGAGUGAGAGCUAGACGUAUUCUUUCUUUAUUUGAGCUAGAUCUCUUAUUGUGAGCAUGAGACGAUGAAAUGCCCUCUUUCCUUUGGUUUCGAACGUUGAACUAGCAGCCACUGCAUUCGAUCCUGCAGUAUAUCUCAAAAUUCUCCUAUUUUUAAAUUGGUGGAACUAGGGAUGGGUUCGUGGAAUGAAAGUCAGAGACUCGGAAGAGAGUGUGAUUUGUAGAAUUUUUCAUUACGCAAUCCCAAUAAGAUGCACCAAGCAGGCUCCUUGCUAAUA